AUGGAGGUCGCGCAGGCGCUAGUUCGCGCCGUCAUGCGCGCCUUUUACACAACCCAGGAGGUCCUGGUGAUCGAGGCACUGGCGACACACUCAGCCCUGCGUGAUGACGAGCUGGCCUAUCUCAUGAGGAUGAACAUCAAGGACAUGCACCGCCUGUGCGCCGGCCUGCGCGACGCCCGUUUCCUGGUCGUGCACACCCGCCCGGAGAUGCAGGAGGGCAAGACACGGCCGAUCAACCGGACGUACUACUACAUUGACUACCGGCAAACCAUCGACGCCAUCAAGUGGCGCGUGUACAAAUCCGACAAGGAUAUGCAGGGCAGCGUGCAACCCGCCGAUGAGAGCAAAGAGUACUCGUGCCCCCGCUGCCACGCCCAAUGGACCCAGCUCGAGGUGCUUGACUCGGCCGGGCCGGCCGGCUUCACCUGCCAGCGGUGCGGCACCGUGCUGGAACGCAACAAAGAAAAAGAAGCGCCGGGCCACCAGCAGCUCUCCCGCAUGAACAACCAGUUCAAGUUCAUGACCGACAUGCUCCAGGAAGUCGACCGCGCCGUGAUCCCAGAGUGCAACUUCGACAAGGCCAUGGCCACCCACCGCCCCAUCGUGCGCGCCGCCACCCACGAGGUCCUCGCCAGCGUGCCCGUCGACCCGGCCUCCCUCGGCAAACCCUCGGCUGUCAAGGGCCUGGCGAAUGUCGGGCCCAAGACGAUGCACGUCACCAUCUCCGAUAACAACGAACAGGAACGCAUCGAAGAGCGCAAGCGCAAGGAGAGACUGCUCAAGGAGAAUGCGCUACCGUCCUGGAUCACCGACAGCUCUGUGCCGACCAUCACGACAACCAUGCCUUCUACCACGCAGCCUCAGAACCAGUCCUUUGAGAUGAAGGAUGUGGCUGAUGGAGAUACCGCGCUCCCCGCGGCCAAGAAAGUCAAGUUGGAGACGGGCGCGGCCGCGGCGGUGGAUAGUUCGACGGCGAUGAGCUUCAAGAUGGAGGACGAAGACGAUGAGGAGUUCGAGUUUGAGGAUGUUGUUUGA
Dichotomopilus funicola is the source of this 1035-nucleotide messenger RNA. RefSeq lists its product as uncharacterized. Gene Ontology annotation, cellular component: transcription factor TFIIE complex. Lineage: Eukaryota; Fungi; Ascomycota; Sordariomycetes; Sordariales; Chaetomiaceae. The transcript has a single exon. Gene Ontology annotation, biological process: transcription initiation at RNA polymerase II promoter; transcription open complex formation at RNA polymerase II promoter. The record is from RefSeq and is a predicted model, not a curated record. The coding region runs from base 1 to 1035 and encodes 344 amino acids.